Molecule: messenger RNA, 2178 nt
Organism: Cyprinus carpio (common carp)
Lineage: Eukaryota; Metazoa; Chordata; Actinopteri; Cypriniformes; Cyprinidae
Product: sialic acid-binding Ig-like lectin 13
Exons: 8
Coding region: 685-2178 (497 amino acids)
Source: RefSeq, a predicted model, not a curated record
UUAGUGGUAGCUAUAAGAGAAACUGCAGUUUGUGUACUGUCUAUUGUUUUUGUCUGUUUUCAAUUUCAUUUGCUCAGCAUGUUAAAAGUUGUUUCCUGUGAUACCAACAAAUGAAAGGCUGCUCACUUUGGUCUAAUUUGCUGUUCAGUCUCAUGGACAGCUUUAAAAGGAUGUCACUCUCAAAAAUAAAAAAAUCUGUUUAAUUUAUCAAUUAUAUGUUUAAUUCAUUUAUUAGGUGAUGACCUCUGUGUCAUUCCAAACCCAUAUGACUUUUUUUUUCUUUUUGUGCAAUGCAAAAGGAGAUGAGUGCUGUUCUUUUGCAACAUUUAAUCUAAUCUCAAUCUGACAUAGACUUCAACUUGUUUAAUUUCUUCAUUAAAUUUUCUGUUGCUGUUAAAAUGAGCUGUAUUGGUUGUAAUGGGCAGAUGUUAUACUGCAGUUUCCGGUGAGACACUGUGACUCCACCACAACUGAAACAACAGGUCACUCUUAUCUGGGCUGCUGUUUAGUCUCAUGAAAAACUACUAGAGGUAAACUAUUACAUUUAUUUUGAAUUAGAAAUUAUUUAAUUGUAAAUUGGUAUAACUGUCAAGACAGACAGCAAAUGAUUAUAUUAUAUAUAAUGUUUAAUUAUGAUUAUCGUGUACAUUUAAACUUGAUUUCUAAAAACACAGCUCGCCUCAGAUGACUCUCAGAAUGUUUGUUGCAGAUCUUCUUGUAUUCAGCUCUAUUCUAUCAGCUGCUUGGUGUCAGUCAGUUCUGAAAGUAUCGGUCCCCAAAACCCUGAUCAGCACCAGCGGCUCUUGCCUUCUGAUUCCCUGCCUAUUCAACAUUUCAAAGGAGAAAGAAAACAUUCCUGACAGUUCACCAGUAGUAACAUGGAGACGAGGAUCUCUGUGGAAACUCUAUGAUACAGAUGAUUUCACCAACACUCACCAUCAGAUGGAACCUGUGAUGGAAGUGGUGGGUGACCUAGGAAAGAAGAACUGCACUUCUGUCAUGAGAAACCUCAGCAGCAAGCAUUCAGAUCGUUACUACUUCAGGAUUGAAACUAAGACCUUCACUAUGAUUGACACAAAAGCUGUGUAUAUAAAUGUGUCAGAUUCCUUGGCUGAGCCGGAUGUAACUGUGCCGGUGCUCAGGGAGGGUGAGAAGGUGAAUCUGACCUGCACUGCUCCAGCUCCCUGCCCCAGUCACCCUCCAAAUGUAAUCUGGGCUCCUGCAUUAGGUGGUGACGUAACACAGAGGACACAGAUGAACGCUGAUGGGACUCAGAGUGUUUCUGCCAUCUUGAAUUUUAUGCCGUCGUUCCAGCAUCAUGAGCUGAAAGUGAACUGUGUUUCCAUUCAUCCUCUACACAGAGAGGACAAGCCCCUGCUCAGCCACAAGAGCGUCAUCCUCAGUGUGGAGUAUCCUCCUAAGAAAACACGGAUCUCUCUCUCAGGCUUGGUCUGGCUUGGUAAUAAUGUGACCCUCACCUGUCAAAGUAAUGCCAACCCUCCUGCGGUCCACAGGUGGUUCCUGAAGAGAGCAGGUGUAGAGGAAGAACUGAGCAUCUCACGUGUGCUUUCCUUCACUGCGGCCCAAGAUAACACUGGGGAAUACAUUUGUGAGGCACAGAAUCAAUACGGUGCAAUGAACUCCACAAACCUGCAGAUCACUGUCCCAGGCAUAUCCUUCACUGCUUUCCUCUCACUUUUGGCAGUUUUAUUAUUGCUUGUAUUUCCACUUCUUGUACUUCUUAUUCUUGUGAUUUACAGAAGGUAUAAAGAACCAAUCAGAAGUGAAACAAGGCAAGAUCAGGACAUUUAUGCCAAUGUUUCUGCAAGUGCAGUGGAAAGCCAGCAGCUUCAGUUAAAGCCUGAUUCCUUGGCUGAGCCGGAUGUAACUGUGCCGGUGCUCAGGGAGGGUGAGAAGGUGAAUCUGACCUGCACUGCUCCAGCUCCCUGCCCCAGUCACCCUCCAAAUGUAAUCUGGGCUCCUGCAUUAGGUGGUGAUGUAACACAGAGGACACGGAUGAACGCUGAUGGGACUCAGAGUGUUUCUGCCAUCUUGAAUUUUAUCCCGUCGUUCCAGCAUCAUGAGCUGAAAGUGAACUGUGUUUCCAUUCAUCCUCUACACAGAGAGGACAAGGCCCCUGCUCAGCCACAAGAGCGCCAUCCUCAGUGUGGAGUGUGA